CAGGUUGGGGUGAGACCACAGGCGGACGGGCGGGGCUGGGCUGGGGGGUGGCGCCAUGUAUGAAGAGAAUGGGGCCUGCGGGGUGUGUCCGCAUGAGCACCGCUGUGGACGACCCUGACUUGGAAAGUGGCCUUGCAGCCUUGGACUGGGAGGGGCUGGACCCUGGGUGGGUGCCCUUAGAGUGGAAAGAAUGACAGGUUCGAGAUGAAUGAAGGAGAGAUGUUUGACUCGGUGGCUGAGACAUCAGAGACAAGCGUUCCCAGCCUCAGGCGCUGUCCUAAGCCCAGCAAGUCACCUCAUCCCAUGUAGGAGCUGAAGCCCGGGAAACCCAAAGGGAUAGUCCAGUACCCAGAGCCAGGGGAAGGAAGAACCCGGUCUUAAACACAGGCAGCUCAUUCCAGAACCAACUCAACUUCUGUUACAGGUGGCUGGCCAGAAAAUGCCCCACCCCACCCGUUGAAAGUCGGGGAAACUGAGGUCUCGGAAGGCGAACACAAUCCUGGAGCACAGGGACCUCCAGGGACCCCCAGCAGGGGCUUAGGGGGAAGGAGGGGAUGAGGCUGGAGUCCCCAGGCCAGAGGGGUGUGGAUGGCCCAAGCUCCAAAGCACACAGAUGUUCAGGCUUGACCCUGGCUCCGGGCUCCCGUCCAACCCUGGCCGCUGCCCCACCCCUCUGCUGCACUGGGGAGAGGGGCGGCUCAGAGCCCUCUGCAUCCUCCCCUAGGGGCUCUGCAUCCGCUUUGGUGGAGGGGGUUGGUUCGGGGAGAGGCCUCGAGGUGCCAAGCCUCUCCCAGAGCAGCCGUCUCUCACAGAAGGGCAGAAGGCAGGUGAGGCUGAUGGCUUUCCCAGCUGGAGGCCGAGGAAGCAGGCUCAGCAGCUCUGGAAAGCUCUCCACAGGACACAAGCAGGAACAGCACUGCAGACAGAGGGAACAGCAGGGGCAAAGAAUGGAGGUGGCAGUGAGGGACAGCCAGGAGGCCUCGGGCCCAGCAAGCACACUGCUGAGUGGGCUCCAGAGCCCCACACAAGGACUCAGAGUCAGGGACACAGCGGCGUCCGGUGAGAUGAAGGCGCUCAGACCUGUCCUGCUUGUCCUGCUGCUAUGCGGGCGGCCAGGGAGAGGGCAGGCACAGCAGAAGGAAGAGGAGGAGGAUGAGGACUACAGGCCAGAUGGCUACGACGAGGAGGAUGAGGACGAGGUGGAAGAGGAGACCAACAGGCUCCCUGGUGGCAGGGACAGAGUGCUGCUGCGGUGCUACACCUGCCAGUCCCUGCCCAGGGACGAGCGCUGUAACCUGACACAGAACUGCCGGCAUGGCCAGACCUGCACCACCCUCAUUGCCCACGGGAACACAGAGUCAGGCCUCCUGACCACCCACUCCACCUGGUGUACAGACAGCUGCCAGCCCUUCACCAAGACGGUCAAGGGGACCCAGAUGACCAUGACCUGCUGCCAGUCCAGCCUGUGCAACGUCCCGCCCUGGCAGAGCUCCCGAGUCCAGGACCCACUGGGCAAGGGGGCAGGCAGCCCCCGGGACAGCUCCAAAACUGUGGGCACGGCCCUCCUGCUCACCCUCCUCGCCGGCCUUGGUGCAAUAGAGGCCGGGAGACCCUGACCCACCCCAGGAGACCCUGACCACAGCCCUCCCCACCCCAGGAGACCAUGACCACGGCCCUUGCCACCCCUGGGAGACCCUGACCAUGGCCCUCCCCAACCCCAAGAGACCCUCAUCACAGCCCCUCCCCACCUCUGAGAGACCCUGACUCACAGCCCUCCUCACCCCCGGAAACCCUGACCACGGCCGUUCCCAGCCCCAAGAGACCCUUGACCCAUGGCCUCUCCCUACCCCGAGCCCACCUGACUCACCCCCGGCCCAGCCAGCACUCUGUCUGGUACCUGCCCCUCCUGCCCCUGCGCCAGCUUUGGAGAAUGAAUUUGGAGUGUCUUGGGCGAUCCAGCCAUCACAGGCCCCCCUGCCCGGUUGCUUCCUCUGUUCCUGGCUUCCUCUGUUCCUGUGAGCAUCAGAACGGCAGCACGCGGGCACUAGGUCCAGGCCUUGGCCACCAUGCCUCAAGACCUGCAGCCCUCAUGGGGGUGGGGUUGUCCACCAGCCCAGCCAGGCAGAGAUGACACCCACCACAUGCCUGGGGGUCCCCACAACUAAUCCUCACCCUUUACUUUCUGCCAUGGGAAUCCCUCCAUCUGCUAGUGGCCACAUGGGCCCGCCCUGCCCUUCCCCAGGGCGGCCUCCCCACUGUCCAGAGGGAAGAGGCUUUGGAGGGAGGUGGUAGUCGCCCCUAGGAGAGACAGGCCUAGGGGGCUGCGGGCCAGAGCAGGAGGCACAUGGAGUUGAUGGGAGGAGAGGAGUAGAUGAGAUGGGAUUUUUCCAGCCUCAUCUGGCAGCACUCUAGAUUCCAGUGCCCAGGGCCCGAAGCCUCAUGGGUGUCAUGGAGGAGCCUGGGGGUGGCAGACAGGCUACCCUGUGCCAGGGAGGGGGAGGAGUGGGCCUGCGGCUUCCUUCAGGAAGCAGGACUAGGUAGCAGGGCCGGGCAGGUAGAUGGCCCAUUCUGGGAGGUCCCCAGGGGCUCCUCUGGCAGGGCUGGUGACUGCUCCAGGGUCUGCCUUCGCCACAGCCCUGGGACUGCAGGCAGAGGCCCAGCCUGGGUCACAGCUCAGCCACUCACUUGGGUCUCAGUUUCCCCUUCUGAGAAGUACAAAGUGAGACUUAAAGAACCCCUGGGUCCCUCCAGUUCUACACUCCACUCACCAGGAAGCCCAGAGUGCUGCCCGGCCUGCCAAGUUCAUCCCAGCAAGCACAGGAGGCCUCCGCUCACUAUUCUCUCCUUUUCCUCAGUAAAAAAACCCGCAAUGCCUAGCUGAGGGUCUCAAGGCAAAUGCCUUAGACGGAGGGACCACGUCUUUCUCCUUCCCCUUCCCCCUUCCUGUUGGCUGAAGAGAUGAGUGGAGCUCAGUAACCACUUUGCUCCGUGAGGCAGGACCAGGCAUCAGGGCAGCAUGGCCAGAGGGGCCUAGCUCGCUGCCGACAGAAGGCACUGCCUACCUCAGGGUCCCCUUACGUGGGAGGGGAAUAAAUUUCUCCCAUGUGGAA
Messenger RNA from Sapajus apella (tufted capuchin), 3110 nucleotides. RefSeq names its product glycosylphosphatidylinositol anchored high density lipoprotein binding protein 1 (gene GPIHBP1). Gene Ontology annotation, molecular function: acetylcholine receptor inhibitor activity. The transcript is spliced from 5 exons. The coding region runs from base 555 to 1616 and encodes 353 amino acids. The record is from RefSeq and is a predicted model, not a curated record. Lineage: Eukaryota; Metazoa; Chordata; Mammalia; Primates; Cebidae.